AUGGAAAAUAAUCGUAAAGAUGUCAUAUUAUGGACCGAAGACGGGAGGAUAGAGAGAGAGAGAGAAAUCGGGAUUGGAAGACGAGAAAUUGCGGAUGGAAGGAAGCACGAAAGAGAAGCAACCGAACAGGAAAGAAGUGACGGAUUGAUGCCCGGCCUCUUGCCAAAUGGAGCCAAUCACGGCAACGUGACUUUACGUUCUUUCCCUAUUUCCCCCGUCCGUUUUGAUGACUUUUCAGUGCGACUCGUUCGUUUGUGCUUCAUUCAUUCUUCCCGCCAUUCCUUGGUUGUUAUCGUUAUUGUUAAUAUUAUGACCAUGGGAGUCGUUGCGCCAUUACUUCUGCCCUUCCGCCAGAUAUUUGUCUUCCCAUCCCGAUGGCACAGCGUCCAUAUGGUCUCAUGA
Messenger RNA from Aspergillus luchuensis, 402 nucleotides. RefSeq lists its product as uncharacterized. Bases 1 to 402 code for a protein of 133 amino acids. NCBI's taxonomy places the organism in Eukaryota, Fungi, Ascomycota, Eurotiomycetes, Eurotiales, Aspergillaceae. The transcript has a single exon. The record is from RefSeq and is a predicted model, not a curated record.